GAGCCCCGCUAGAGGCGCAGCCGGUGCGCGUCCCCAGCCACCCCGAGCCGGGCCCGAUUGGACGGCAGGCGGCCUGGGCGAUGAGUCAAGCGGAUCCGCCGCAGGAGCCGGAGGGCAAAGGGGCGGAGAAGGAGGAGCCUCCGACAACGCCAUUGAUUCAAACUCGGCAGCGACAGCCCCGGGUCCUGCAGCCCUCCGGUUGCAGCAGCCGCUCGCCUCCCCGCCGCCCGCUUUUGGAAACUGAACGGAAGUUGGGAUCUUAAUUUGGACCAUUUCAGCAGAGACGUACCGAGGUUGCAGCCUGAGGGUUGAAGGUUCUUCUAAUGAAAUGACCCAGCAGCCACAGGAUGAAUUUGAAAGCAGCGUGGAGAGUGCGGUAGACUGGAUGAAAACCAUCCAGGAGAGAUUGCGAAUCAAUGACAACACCAAGGGUCCUCGAUCUGCCUUGGAGGCCAGGCUAAGGGACACAGAGAAAAUUUGUCAGUUGGAGCCUGAAGGCCGGUUGAAAGUCGAUUUGGUGCUAAUGAAGGCCGAUGCGUUACUUCGGUGCCUCAGUGAGGAGAAAAAGCAUGAGAUUUUAUCUCAACUAAAAGAUGUUAAAGCCAUGUGGGAAGAAACGGCCAUAUAUAUUACUCACUGCCACAGCCGUAUUGAGUGGGUGUGGCUGCACUGGAGUGAAUACUUGAAGGCUCAAGAUGAAUUUUAUGUCUGGAUUCAUAACAUGAAGGUGACCUUGGAGCCUGACAUAGAGCUACAGCUUGGCUUAAAGGAGAAGCAGUGGCAGCUGAACCAUGCCCAGGUCCUGCUGAAUGAUGUCAUCAACCAAUCAACCCUUCUGGAAAGGCUAUUGGAGGAAGCUGCUUCUUUGUAUAAUAGGAUAGGGGACCCUAGUGUAGAUGAGGAAGUACAAAAAAAGAUGAAGCUGGAAUAUGAAGAAGUCAAAACUGAAGCAGAGAGGAGAGUGCAACUGCUUGAGAAGAUAACACAAGAGCACGAGCAAUACAAGACCAACGUUGACCAGUUUCAGCUGUGGCUGACUCGUGUGACAGAAAGAUUAAACAGCUGCCUCAGCCAAGGAGCAAAAAUGCCAGCAGAAAAUAGAAUUAAGUCCCUGCAGGACAUUGCCAAAGAUGUGAAGAAUGGUGAGAAGAAACUGAGACUUCUCGAAGCUCAGUCUGCUGGCGUGAUGCAGAACACCUCCCCACUGGGGGCAGAAAAGAUGAAAGGUGAGCUGGAGGAACUGAAGCAAGCCCUGGAGAAGCUGAAACUGGCGUGCCUUGAGGAAGAGGAGAGGCUGAUGAAGACGCUGCGGUCAGAAAACGCCUACCACUCGCAAGCCAGACUGUUGGAGGCCGAGGUCCAAGAGUUCCGCAAAAGCCUGCAAAGACUCCGAAACAACUUUGAACCAAAUGACCGGGUGAGAAGCGAAGAGGACUUGAUCGCUCUGUGGAGGAGAUACAUGGGAACAACAGCAGCCCUUGCAGAAGAAGAAUCCAAGGUCGAGAGGCUGAAGACUCAACUUAAGGAGCUGUUCAGGUUUUCACAGGACAUGCAGCCUCUGUCGGACAGUGUGAUAUGUGCAAUCCGGGAAUAUCAAAGCCUGAAGGGAAAGACGUUUAAAAUGAGCACGGAGACUGAGACAGAACUGAGGCAGCGCUUUCAAAAUCCUCUCAGGGAGUUCCAGCUGUGGAAACCAUCAGCUCAAAGACUGCUGGACACCACGGCAAAUAUUUCUGAUCCAACCCUGACAGAUGCUUUCUUGCUUCAGAUCGAGGAAUUUUUGGCUGAAAGCUCCCGCUUUAAGGAUCAACUCCUGAUGUUACAGCUGAAAAAGGAUUUCCUGAAUAGCAUCUUUGAUGAAGAGAGGGCAAAAUCUCUGCUGACUGAGGCAGCUGAUGCCACAAAAGAAAGAGAGCACAUUCACAAAGGGCUGCUCCAAAGGAAAAGCAGGUUGCAGGCACUGGCAUCUCAGCAUCUCGACUUCGAUACCGUCUUUAAAGCCUUGCAGAAGAAACUGUCCAGUAUCAAAGCCAGUUUAGAUGCCGAGAAAGAACCGUUGCCUGAUCUGUUGAGUAAACAAUCCCGACUGCAGAGACUGCAGGCCAUCCAAGAAGAAACAGCUGAGUGUGCCAUUCAAUUGGAAGAACUGGAAAAGGGGGCCCAGUCCAACCCAGCUCAGAUGCAUAAAAUAAAGCUGCUUUCUUCAGACUAUCAGAUGCUGAAGAGGUCUCUGGAGACCAGGAUUGCUGAGGGUCAGCUACAUGUGCAGGAACACUGGACGUUUAAUGACAAAUUGCUCGACCUCCAACAAUGGCUUUCAGCGACUAGGCAGAAACUGGAAUCUUACCGUGAUGUCAGCGGGGAAUGGAAGACAAACAACAGAGCUUCUGAUAUGGAGAAACUGCAAGCGGAGUUUCCAGCUAAAGAGAUCCAGUUGCACUUCAUUGAGGCCCAUGGGCAGUUGGUAGAGGAAAAUUCCUCUCCGGAGGGGGUUGCACAUAUCCAGACUGAACUGAAGAAGCUGAAGGGAUCUUGGAAGUCGCUCAGAGACAUGAUGUCAAGUCUCCUAAAAACAAUGUCCCCAAACUGGGUGAUGAUGGAUGCAGGAAAGAAGGUGUCCAUUUCAGACCAGACAUCAGCAGAAGGAUUUGCUUUUUAUUCGGCGGUUGAGCCCAAGCAUUAUCAGAAAAAUCUAGCUAAAGGGGAAGACUCUGGUGAUCUGCAGCUCUUGAAGAACUUUGAGCAAUGGCUGCAAGGAGAAAAUGCCACGCUGUCAAAAAUUCUAGCCACGAAGCCAUCCAAUAACGAAGAAUUUAAAGCAAAACACAGCAAGCUAAUGGAGCUCCAGUGCCACGUUCCUGAAGGGCAGCAUCGCUUUGAAGAACUCCUGAGACUUCCGCCCGCAGUCCGGAAUUCCGAGGAACUGGAGGAAUUGCGCUACCGAUGGAUGCUGUACAAAUCUAAGUUGAACGACUCCUGCGAUUCAUUGAUUACAAGCUUUGGAGAAGAGCCAAUCACAUUCAGAAAGGGGCGAAGGGGCGGUGCCUGUUCCUUCCUACGCCGGGUGUGCUGUGCAGCGCUACCCCUUCAGCUGCUCCUCUUGCUCCUGCUGCUCCUGGCCUUUCUGCUGCCUCUCAUGGAAGAGACCCACAGCUGCAAACUCGCAAACAAUUUUGCACGCUCCUUCAACCUCAUGCUGAGAUACGAGGGUCCACCACCAACUUGAGUAAUCCAAGCUCAUGGAUCCAGUCAAGGUGACAGGUUGUUGUCUAAACAACUUUCAUCCAGGAUAUCUUAUCUACUGCACAUCCCCUGUGGAAUCUAAGACAGCCAGUAAGGGACCCAUGUAAACUGGAAAUGUGGCCAUGUGACUGACAUUGUCCAUAUACACUCAGUCUAUAGAAAUGAAGUAUUCGGCUUCAAAGCGAAAAUUCUGUUUUUUAAAUAUGUUAUAUUUAUACUGUAUAUAUGUUACAUUUUUAUAUGUGUAUAUAUAUCUUGCAAAACAAUUCCUGAAAUCAGCGUUUUCAGCCUAAUUCAGCUAAUUUUUUAAACAUCUCAUUAACAAAACUUAAGCUCAGUGGAACUAGAUGUAACAAGAACGUAUAGAUUUGCUACCAAAAACAGUCACUUCAGAUUCACAAUCCUCUGCCCUUAAUGUGCCAUUAUUAAAACCUGCCCUAUGUUAGUGGCUUUUGCUUGAGAGGGUGUGGGUGGAAAAUGCAUAAUACUAUGAUGUCACAAGGUGUCUGUUGGGGGGAGAGGAAGGAAAGGAGUUUAUUAAGCCUCUUUGAGACUCUUUGCUGGAGAGAAAGGCAGGGUAUAAAUACAAACGCUUCUUCUUUAUUUUAGUAUUUUGAGACAAGCAUUAUGUUGGGAACAUGUGAUUCUUCCAUCUUGAGAGUAUACUUGCCAUUUGUCAGCCCACAGCAAGCUAACUCCCACCCUUGGCUCCAGUCCCAGCCUUCAAUUAUUUCAGGAGCAGGAGACAAAAUAGGACGUUAAAAUGGCAUCAGUGGCAGUGGUGGGAUUCAGCCUAUUCACACCUAUUCGGUAGAACCGGUAGCUAAUUUUUUGUCUAGUUCAGAGAAUGGUUGUAAUCCCACCACUGAGUCCUUUCGUAACCGGUUGCUAAAUUAUUUGAAUCCUACCACUGAUCAGUGGUCAAGACUUCAGAGAUUGUAGGGAUUUCCACCCAGAAGUUACAUCACAUCCUCCAAACCUACACCCCAAAGCGAUAUCACAUUCUCUGCAGCAUUUCUCCAACUCUAUGUUCUUGACAACAGAGACUGGAAACAUUUGUAAAGUGUUAUGAAGGAUGUGAUGCCACAUCCCCUGCAACUCCACUCUUCCUAGCCAAACCCAUAACAUCUUCCACUAUUUGCUAGUGCUGAGUUACCAGUCCUACCUGAGAGAUUUGCAGAGGACGAAAAAAGAAAAAGAUCAACAGCACAAGGCUAAGCAGAGGAAGACAAGUGCAAGACAAAUGUCCUAUGCAAGAUAAUUUUCUAAUAAUAAAUACAAAGGAAAGGAGUGCCAGACAGAGCCCAUUCUCCUGUUGAAGAAAUCAGUUGGGAAGGAGCUGUAAAUUCACAAAUAAGGCAAUUUUAUCCUGUCACUCUUAUGGGAAGAUGCCACAUAUCUUCUUGUUUUCCCCUCAUUAACUAGCUCUGGAUCUACGCAGACCUCCUCUGCACUUUUCUCAAAUUGUUAGUGAACCAAAGGGAGCGACUCUGUGGUUGCACAGCAUGGGUCUAAUGCAUCAGGCUUCUUGCCAAGUACUGCUUUGGCAUUUUUUUUUAAGGAGAAAGACUGGAGAAUAUAUCUCACUGCUCCUCACAGCAUAAUCCAAUUGGGGCUGCCAUCUCACAACUUAGAUGGUGAGAUGUACACCUUGUACAUCAGACCAGGGUCAUUAACAGCUUCUCUAUUCAUGUCAGAGAGAACUGCUUCUUUCUUGCUGCUCCCAUUCUUUGGAAUGGGCUUCCUGAGGCUGGGGCGCAGUGACGUAGGUAUAGAUUUUUAAUGGGGUGGGUUCGGUGACUGAGGGCUUUCUGGCUGUUCCAUUCCAUGCAUUGUUUCAAGCAAGCCAGACAUGUAAUGGGAGGGGUUUGAACCUGAGAAACACCCCCCCCCCUUACCUACGUCCCUGGAUGAGGGGAAGGCCCCAUCCUUGCAGAGAUUCACUCUUCUUAGGUGAAUCUUGAAAUGAAGACCAGCUCUCUCAGUUAUAUUAUUUUUCCCAACCUGUAAUAGAUCCCUUUGCUACCCCUCAGAAUGAGAUUUUUCUCUAGGAGGUUGUAGGACUCUGGGCAGAUUGCAGGAGACAUAACAGAGAGGGGUCAGAGAAAAAUAACUGCAGUAUCACCUUAACGUUUCAGAGUUUUAAUUCCCUUUUUUUCCCUUUAGCAAAACUAAAUUGGAAACACAUUUUUGUAGCUCGAGGUCUCCCCUUCCCCCACUCAGCUUGGGGUUUAUUCUUUGCUGCUUAUUUCAGCACAUCCAGGAUCUCAAACUUUGCCCUAUAAUCCUCUUUAAGUCAAGGAACAGAAAGCCUGAACUUCUCUCCCCUGGUAUAAUGAAUAAGCAAACCAUGCGAGCCUUUGCAGCAGCUCAUGGGAUGGCAGACGGCAGCGAGUCUGAGGUCCUUGUAUUUACUUUGGAACUUCAUGUCAGCCCAUUGCCAGGGAAAAGCAGAGGAUUCUGGUGAGAGCAGAGACUUUCUGCAUACAAAAUAAGGAUGUUUGUGCUUAUAAAGGUGCAUUGACUGAGGCUGUUAGGAAUACAGAGUGGAAUCUAAUGCAGGGCUAAAAGUUCUGUCCGUGGCGUGGACAAUCCAAAGGCCACUCCAAAGGAACACUCCAAAGAAACAAUCCAAUGCAAUGCUUGCAAGAAAUUGAUCUCAUUCAUGGGGCAGAUUCUGCAGCCAGCCACUUCCAAGAAAACUGUCCAUGAUUGCAGCACAAGUAAAAAAAAUAUGUAUUUACUGUGCUUCACAUUUAAGUCAGAGAAUAAUCCCAAUCCCAGACAGCAAUUCUGAUUCUAUCGAAGUGGAUCAGAAACAACCCUUUCUCCAGGGUUGGCAGUGCGGUAACCUGGUCUGUUCUAUAAAUAUCCUCACAGAAAAUAGCAAAAAAAUUCAGCCUAGUACUAAACAGAAGAUACAACUGUUUCAAAGCAAGGAGGCAGCUUUGGAAGAAUCCUCAAUGCCUUCAGUUAACAUGUGCAUUCCUUCUCUGAGGUUGUGUUUUGGUGAAAAAAUGGUUCAAGUCAGAAACAGAGUCUGGAUUGUAUGGAUCAGCUGGCCCUUUUGAUUUCAUUCAGAACUCCCCCCUCAAAAAAAAUUGCAAUUUACAAAAGAAUUUAGUAGAGGCGUGAUUUACUUUAAAAAAAAACACAAGAUAGCUCAUCUGGAAUGUGAGGUAAAGCUGACAGCGAAGUUAGCAUAAUUCUCUGGUCAACAGACUCAUUUCUGUUGGGAAUAGAUUGCCAGGCCAGUGGGGACUGGUGGUGAGGACAUGCGGAGGGGGAGGAGGGGCAUUGGCCAA
Messenger RNA from Sphaerodactylus townsendi, 6548 nucleotides. RefSeq names its product spectrin repeat containing nuclear envelope family member 3 (gene SYNE3). Gene Ontology annotation, biological process: nuclear migration. Bases 329 to 3226 code for a protein of 965 amino acids. Gene Ontology annotation, molecular function: actin filament binding. Gene Ontology annotation, cellular component: cytoplasm; meiotic nuclear membrane microtubule tethering complex; nuclear outer membrane. Lineage: Eukaryota; Metazoa; Chordata; Lepidosauria; Squamata; Sphaerodactylidae. The transcript is spliced from 19 exons. The record is from RefSeq and is a predicted model, not a curated record.